UCCUACUAUAGAAAACCAAGAAAAAUGGCAUUCAAGUUAAUCGUCCUCUCAGCUCUCUUGGCGAUAGCCCAUGCUGGCGGACCGGCCGCAUACGACAUUGCCACAGCAUCGGCCGAUCUCAGCAGCGUAGGUUACACUCAGGAGUCUACGCAGAAGGGCUAUGCAGGACAAAACGUCGUGUCGAGUUAUUCUAGAGCCGAAGACUCCGCACAUUCUUCGGUGCGCGUCAGCAACAGCCACGUUACCAACGAUGCAUUGACUUACGCAGCAGCACCAGCAGCAGUGAUCGCUAAGCCAGCUUAUACUGCGGCUACCUAUGCUGCUCCUAUAGUGACCAAAGCCGCACUUGCACCAGCGACUUAUACGACUUACGCUGCACACGCUACCCCAGUAUUAGCUAAGACAGCUUAUGCUGCUGCUCCAGCCUACAGUUACGCUGCACAUGCUGUUGCACCAGCCUACAGCUACGCCACACACGCUGCUCCAGUUUUGGCUAAGACAGCCUAUGCUGCUGCUCCAGCUUACGGAUAUGCUGCCCAAGCUACACCUGUAUUGGCUUCGCAACUCCAUGCAGCAGCUCCAGUCUAUAGCUAUUCCGCUCAAUCUGGCCCUGUCGUUACUAAAACUGCCUAUGGCACUUCUGCCUACGGAUAUGCUUCACCACUCGUAGCCAAGACUACCUACGCAGCUGCUCCACUUGUUACAAAAGCAGCUGUAGCUGCCCCAGCUGUAGUCACCAAAACUGCCUAUGCCGCCCCAGCCUACGCUGCCCCAGCUUACGCAGCAACCACCUAUGGAUAUGCCGCACACGCUACUCCAGUUCUUGCCAAGGCUACUUACUCUGCCCCUAUUGCUCACGUCGCUGCAACCCCUGUUAUCGCUAAAGCAGCACACGUUGAACCUGCCUACGGUUAUGCCGCAGAAUACGCUGCCCCAGUCGUACACGCCACUUUCACUGGAUUAGGCACUAGCUAUGCAUGGUAAAUCGUGAUAAACUCGACACCCACCGACCCGGCGACUUUUCUUAUUAUUUUUUUUUACUUUGCGUAUUUCUUCUUUCCUUCAUACAUCAUUACCGUGUAGACCUGAAAAAUACUCCAUUUUUAGAACACUGUGUUACUCGGAAUAAGGCUAAUUGAUAAUGAAAGAUGAUAUUGGUUUUAAGCGUUCAAUUGAUAUGUACAUAUUUCUUUGUUAGAUUUCUCUCGUUCGUUCUCGUUUGUCGUCUUUCUUAUUUUCAAAUUUACCGUAUUAUUGUAAUCAACUAAAAGUUGUUAUCCUACAGUAAUGUCAACGUUGUUAACGGAUGCGUACCAAAUCUUUAGUAGGAGUAGUGCAUAAGUAUUUAUAUUUAUGUUACCCUGAAUGCUAUGAUUUUUCCGUGUUUUCACCAUUCAAUUUGAUUUGACACAAAUAUAUUUACUUAUUCGAUAGU
Messenger RNA from Polistes canadensis, 1435 nucleotides. RefSeq names its product pupal cuticle protein G1A-like. Bases 25 to 984 code for a protein of 319 amino acids. The transcript is spliced from 2 exons. NCBI's taxonomy places the organism in Eukaryota, Metazoa, Arthropoda, Insecta, Hymenoptera, Vespidae. The record is from RefSeq and is a predicted model, not a curated record.